Morus notabilis is the source of this 531-nucleotide messenger RNA. RefSeq names its product ctenidin-3-like. The transcript has a single exon. The record is from RefSeq and is a predicted model, not a curated record. Bases 1 to 531 code for a protein of 176 amino acids. NCBI's taxonomy places the organism in Eukaryota, Viridiplantae, Streptophyta, Magnoliopsida, Rosales, Moraceae.
AUGACAAGCACGGCGGUCACGGUGGAUACGGAGGUGGCGGUCACGGUGGAUACGGAGGUGGCGGUCACGGUGGAUACGGAGGUGGCGGUCACGGUGGAUACGGAGGUGGCGGUCACGGUGGAUACGGAGGUGGCGGUCACGGUGGAUACGGAGGUGGCGGUCACGGUGGAUACGGAGGUGGCGGUCACGGUGGAUACGGAGGUGGCGGUCACGGAGGAGGGAGAGGCGGGGGUGGGCGGCCAAGGAGGGGGAAAAGGUAGCGGCGGCCCAGGAGGAGGAAAAGGUGGAGGCGGCGGUGGUCAAGGUGGAGGAAAAGGCGGAGGCGGCGGUCAAGGGGGAGGUAAGGGCGGAGGAGGAGGUAAAGGCGGAGGAGGAGGGAAAGGUGGAGGGGGGAAAGGCGGAGGUGGCGGGGGUCAAGGGGGAGGGAAAGGCGGAGGCGGAGGUCAAGGAGGAGGUAAGGGCGGAGGAGGAGGGAAAGGUGGAGGAGGUAAAGGCGGAGGAGGCGGUGGCGGAGGCGGCGGUGAGAAUUAG